CAGAGCAUGGCUUCAGGUGUCAUCUGACAUGCAUAAACGUUGUGUGUUUUCAUUUUCAAGGUCUCCUUCAAGCUUGCUUCGCCAUGAAUGCUUGACAUACCUGCACUCUGCAGUGACUAGUGACGCCUGCCAGUUGAGAGCAUUUGAUACCUCCCAUACUACAAAGUGUACAGAUCGACCCUCGUUUAAUUCUUGUCAUGCCACCCCAAAGAAUGUGCCAAGAUCUUCUAUCUCAGCUGUUAUAAAGACAUCAAACAAAACCCUCAGAGCUGUAUUUCCCUAUGGUAUGUUUGAUGAAGAAGGCCUUAGAGAGUUCUUGACAUUGCAUGAAGCUAAGAAAACUGAGUAUGAAGUCCAAUGUGAGACAGAGUGGUUUACUUCAAUAGAACAGAUUGUCAACAGACCAAUUAAAGGCUUAAAUGGACACCAGUUACACUUGAAAGAAAUCAGUACUUCUGACAUAUGUGCAUUAAAGACAACGCUGUGGUAUCAAAAAACUUCUGAUGUUAUUAUGGGCCACCUCUCUGUACAGCAGUUGUCCACACUAGUUUGUGACAGAUGGGUUACAGAGGACGUGAUGCAGCACACUCUUCAUUGCUUAAUAGAAAAUGUCAAAACAACGACCAGGUAUACUGUGCAGUAUGGACCCCACUUUAGAGGGCAACGCAGGGAAUUACAGUUGCUUGAAGAUGCAGUUAGCUCAAAGCACAUCAGACUAAUCUGCUUUGCCAUUAAUGUCCGCUUUGAUGAGACAAGUGGAACAACCUGGAUGACGAAUCGUCUGCUGUCAGGAAAUCAUUGGAUUCUUUAG
Messenger RNA from Corticium candelabrum, 811 nucleotides. RefSeq lists its product as uncharacterized. Bases 29 to 811 code for a protein of 260 amino acids. The record is from RefSeq and is a predicted model, not a curated record. The transcript is spliced from 2 exons. Lineage: Eukaryota; Metazoa; Porifera; Homoscleromorpha; Homosclerophorida; Plakinidae.